Molecule: messenger RNA, 1559 nt
Organism: Selaginella moellendorffii
Lineage: Eukaryota; Viridiplantae; Streptophyta; Lycopodiopsida; Selaginellales; Selaginellaceae
Product: metacaspase-1
Exons: 5
Coding region: 351-1418 (355 amino acids)
Biological process (GO): proteolysis
Molecular function (GO): cysteine-type endopeptidase activity
Source: RefSeq, a predicted model, not a curated record
UUUUGGGAAUAUUCGGGGCGUCAGAUCGGACGGUGUUUCUCGUGUAGCUAGGCGCUUAGAUUCGUGGAUCCUUCCAUUUGUGCGCGUCGGGAGAUACCCCUAGGCGAUCUUUAGAGGUCCUCCUAUGUGGCGCUCGUUGUGGGGAGCGAUGCGAUGGAUCAAGGCGAGGUAAGCCUAGAGGCAGUGCGAUCGCGGCAGAGAGAAUUUGGGGUUCUUUAGGGGUCACUUAGAUCGUUGAGAAACGCUUCCAGGGCAGCAGUGAAUUUGGGUCUUGGUUCUAGCUCUUCGAGGAUUUUUCUUUGGUUCUAUUCUAGCUCCUCGAUCGUGUUUUUGGAGGAAUUUUUUGCUGGAUGGCGUCCUACAUGCUCGUCAAUUGUAGCAAUUGCCGCACGCCUUUGCAACUCCCGGCUGGAGCGAAGGCCAUUCGCUGUGCGCUUUGCCAUGCCGUCACUCACAUCGCCGAGCCUCGCAACGUCCCACCAUCGCCAUACUCGAAUGGAGCUCCUCCUGCCAAUCCCCUCCAGUACUCCCCGAGUGUUCCCAGCGCUCAUGGAUCCAAGCGAGCGCUCAUCGUCGGGAUCAGCUACAAGUACUCGCGUUACCAGCUCAAAGGUUGCAUCAAUGACGCCAAGUGUAUGAAGUUCUUGCUCAUGAACAAGUUCCAGUUCCCGGAGUCUUCGAUCCUUAUGCUCACAGAGGAAGAGAGAGACCCUCUACGACUUCCCACGAAGCAAAACAUGAGGAUGGCGAUGUUUUGGCUCGUCCAGGGAUGCAAGUCGGGAGAUUCUCUCGUCUUUCACUACUCGGGCCAUGGAUCGCAGCAGCGGGACUACACGGGCGAAGAGGUUGACGGAUAUGACGAGACGCUUUGUCCCGUGGACUUUGAGACGCAAGGAAUGCUCGUGGACAACGAGCUCAACGCGACUUUGGUCAGGCCUUUGCCUCGUGGAGUGAAGCUCCACUGCAUUAUCGAUGCUUGCCACAGCGGGACUGCGCUGGAUCUUCCCUUCCUCUGCAAGUUUAACAGCUAUGGCCAGUUUGCUUGGGAAGAUCAUCGGCCUCGAUCCGGGGCUUGGAAAGGUACCAGCGGCGGCGACGCGUACUCAUUCAGUGGCUGUGACGACGGGCAAACUUCGGCCGAUACUUCUGCUUUGUCGAAAGUUACUUCGACUGGAGCUAUGACUUAUUGCUUUAUCCAGGCCAUUGAGCACGGGCAUAAAACUUAUGGAAGUGUCUUGAAUGGGAUGCGUCAGGCUAUCCGGAACGCGAAUACCUCCUCGGGAGGGAUCGGCGGGGGCGGUGUGACAACUCUUAUAGGAAUGCUUUUAACCGGUGGAAGCGUCGCUGGUGGAUUAACGCAGGAGCCACAACUUACAUCCGCGAAUCUCUUCGAUAUCAACAUGCCAUUCACCCUUUGAUUCUUGGAGCAGCCACAAUAAUUCUUGUGAAUCACCUUUGUAAAUUAGCACAGAUUCUGGAAGCUUGGUUUUUCUCUAAUCAGUCACUCUAUACUUUGCUUGAGGUACCACCUAUUGAAAAGAAUGAUUUUUCUAUGGUUU